This is a messenger RNA of Penicillium nucicola, 3780 nucleotides long. It is a transcript of the gene pex1, whose product is annotated as AAA family ATPase peroxin 1. The transcript has 4 exons. The coding region runs from base 1 to 3780 and encodes 1259 amino acids. Gene Ontology annotation, cellular component: cytosol; peroxisome; peroxisomal membrane. The record is from RefSeq and is a predicted model, not a curated record. Lineage: Eukaryota; Fungi; Ascomycota; Eurotiomycetes; Eurotiales; Aspergillaceae. Gene Ontology annotation, biological process: protein import into peroxisome matrix. Gene Ontology annotation, molecular function: ATP hydrolysis activity; ATP binding.
AUGGCCAUCGGGCCGAGGCGAAACAGAGGCAGUGUGGAGUCCGGGGUUCGUGUCUCUCCGAGUUCACGUUCCCCUCUCCUCCUCGUCCUUUCGUUGUUCACGACAGUUCAGCGCUUACAGAUGGCGCCCAAGAAACCUGCGGCCACGGCCGAAGUUGCCCUCGUUCCUCUUAAGAACUGCCUUGUCAAUCUACCGUCGUCGCUGGUCGCUUUACUGGUGAACGCCAACACGGCUGCCCAAAAUGUUAUCAUUGAGCUACAGUACAAGUCAGACUCCGCAAAGGCCAAUGGAGCUCCCCCGCAGCAGUCAUGCUUCCUCGGGUGGACUGGUAUGCCAAGCAAGCGUCGGCUUGCGCCGGUCGUUGGAAGAGAUGGUAUCAACAGCGGAUAUGCUAGAGAACAGGAAGUUUCUACCGUUGAGCUAGAUACUACCUUUGGGCGACUUCUAGGUCUCACCGAGGGGCAGAAGGUCGGACUGUUCAUUCACCUCGAUCCACCUAUUGCGCAUACUAUCAACAUUGAGCCAUUGACACCUGAAGAUUGGGAGAUAAUUGAACUCCACGCGACAUUCCUUGAGCUCAAUCUCCUCUCACAGAUCCGCGCCCUACCAAAUCCUACAUACAAUGCCCCACAAUCAGAGCAGCAUAUGCACCCACUUGCAUUACAUCUAUCCCCCACGUCUACCGCAAAUAUUGUCGUCACAUCACUUACCCCCGCUCCGAUUAACACAUCUCCUUUUGCUAAGAUUGCAUCAGAUGCGGAAGUUAUUGUUGCACCGAAGGUUCGGUCGAAGACAAGCAAAGGGUCUCGGUCUGACAAUCGGAGUGCAGCUGGAAGCAGCAGGAGAAGUGCUGGCGGUAGAAGUGGUUCGAGCACUGUACGCCCGAAGAGCGGCCAUUCUGACUCGAGCACUCGAGGUUCUGUAUAUUUGAGAGGUGUUGAUCGUUCAGCAACCAGUCAAUGCUUUGAUGCGGAGAUUGAGGAGGAUGCGAAUGAAGGCCUACGUGUCUGGGUUGAUCCGGACCUGCUUGCAAGUCAGGAGCUGCGCGGGGCGACGUGGGCAUGUGUAUCGGUUGUCCAACCAUCUGGUCUCAAGCCCCCACUUGAUCCCCAACAACAACUUGCCCAAGCUGAACAGCAGAAGUCGAAUGAUGCUGGCUCUCCUUCCACCAAGAUCGUAGCUAAGCUGCUUCCGUGGGAAGAGGCCCCUGACAAUCGGCAUGCGGCGAUGUCCACAUUGUUGUGCACGGCCCUUAACGCGGAGAACAUGGUCGGUGGAAUUGUCCGAGUCGAGGCAGCGCCCCCACAGCUUCAUCGAUCAGCUGUCAAAACACUCAAGGUGUAUCCAUUCAUUGCCGAUCCCUCGAAGAAAAGAGACGGCCUGAAGUUCGGCUCUGACACUGCGGCCUCUCGAGAUGCUCUUGCCGAGCGAUUAAAGGUUAUUUACGGGAGCACAGGGUCAGAUGUCGGGCUUUUCUCUGGUCCUUUGACCGAUGGAAUGAUUCUCCCCAAAUCUGAGUAUCAUCCAUCGGUUCUUUCAUUUGAUGGCGCUAUCAUUCGCUUUGAUCCACCCUUGAAAAGUGGUCCAGAUGAUACAAAGGCAAUGUUAGGAUGGUUAUUGGGCUCGGAAGCCAAGUUGAAUCUAGAGGUUCAGGCAGAGAUUCCCAAGCCAUUGGACCCAAGUUCAUCUGUUCUGCCUAUGGAAGAUCCCCUGCCAGAGACCGCUCCUGACCUUGUUGGGAUUGAUUCUAUCAUUUCCAAAUCUUUGAACAACCUGACAAAAUCGUCCUCUAUCUUGCUCACUGGUGGUUUAGGGGCUGGAAAGACGACUCUGGCUCAGCUACUAGCCCAUCGUCUAAGGCGGGACCAUCUUUCCAACGUCAAGUAUUUCUCUUGCCGUAAACUCGUUACCGAUGAGACAAGAAUUUCCAAUAUCAAGGAAACCCUGAACCGUCUGUUCAUGUCCGCAUCAUGGUGCGCACGCCUCGGUGGUCAGUCUGUCGUGAUUCUUGAUGAUUUAGACAAGCUCUGCCCCGUUGAGACUGAAUUACAAGUGGGUGGGGACAAUGGCCGUAGCCGUCAAAAUAGCGAGGUUAUCUGCUCUAUGGUUCGGGAAUAUUGCUCCUUGAACUCUUCUGUUGUACUAUUGGCCACUGCUCAGGCCAAGGAGUCCCUCAAUAAUGUUAUCAUUGGUGGCCACGUUGUGCGUGAGAUUAUUAACAUGCGUGCUCCCGAUAAGGAAGGGCGCCGCAAGGUUUUGGAGAAACUCACUAGCCAAGACAAGCCUACGGAGAACAUGAAUGGACAUGUCCGGACUACGAGCUCCUCGACACAGGACUCUUGGUUGGACCCUUCGAAUCCAGGUAGUCGCCCUAGCUCCUCUGGGGGUGAUGGAUUCGUUAUUGGCAGGGAUGUCGAGUAUCUCGAGCUAGCUGGCAAGACUGAUGGGUAUAUGCCCGGUGAUCUUGUGCUACUUGUUUCUCGUGCGCGCAAUGAGGCUCUUAUUCGCUCUGUUUCAGAUCUAACAGCGACAUCGAAGAUGAUCACUCUUGGACUAGAGGACUUUGAGAGCGCUUUGAAGGACUUUACCCCAGCAUCCCUUCGCAACGUUACCCUUACUUCUUCGACAACAACGUUCGCCUCAGUUGGCGGUCUCUUUGAAACCCGAAAGACCCUACUGGAAACCCUGCAAUAUCCUACGAAGUAUGCACCUAUCUUCUCUCAAUGUCCGCUGCGUUUACGGUCUGGUUUGCUUCUUUAUGGAUUCCCAGGUUGUGGUAAGACAAUGCUGGCUAGUGCAGUUGCUGGUGAGUGUGGGUUAAACUUCAUCAGUGUCAAAGGUCCCGAGAUCUUGAACAAAUAUAUCGGAGCCAGUGAGAAGAGUGUUCGUGAUUUGUUCGAAAGAGCACAGGCAGCUCGUCCAUGUGUUCUCUUCUUCGAUGAGUUCGACAGUAUUGCACCUAAGCGUGGCCAUGAUUCUACCGGUGUGACUGAUCGUGUUGUCAACCAACUGUUGACCCAGAUGGAUGGUGCAGAAGGUCUUUCAGGUGUAUAUGUGUUAGCAGCAACCUCGCGGCCGGAUCUGAUUGAUCCCGCUCUCCUGCGUCCCGGUCGUUUGGACAAGUCCUUGCUUUGUGGGAUGCCAACCCACGAAGACCGUGUUGAUAUCAUCCGUUCAGUGAGCGAGAAACUCAAGAUGAGUGAUGAGGUUUCUUCUCGUCUGGAUGAAAUUGCUGCCGCCACCGAAGGAUUCUCCGGUGCUGAUUUGCAGGCCGUUGUUUACAACGCCCAUCUGGAGGCGGUUCACGACGCUCUAGGUGACCAUUCUGGCGAUGGAGACAAGCCUGGUGCCAAGUCCAAUACUACCAAGAGCUCCAACAGUGCCUCAACCAAGUCAUUCAUCCAGUUCCUCUACUCCUCCUCCGAGGAAGCAUCUGGAUCGGUCUCCAUGCCAGCUCCGGCAGUGAUCUCGGCCAAGCUCGAGGCAAUUAAGAGUUCGCGUCGACGUCAGCGCCAGCUCGAGCAAGGACCUGGUGCUUCAAAUAAUAGCGCAGCACAGCUAGCUAAUGGCACCGAAGCGCCUACAGACGAGCUGCGCGAGGAUAUCAUCGUCCGAUGGGAGCAUGUCGAGCGUUCUUUGGCCACCACGCGCGGUUCCCUGCCUCCGGCAGAGCGUAGACGACUCCAAGGCAUCUAUCGGGAGUUCGUUGUCGGCCGAAAUGGCGAGAUGCCCAAUGGUGAAGCCGGCAACGAGAUUGGGGGCCGGACCAGUCUGAUGUGA